AUGGCUUUCAGACAUGUCUCUAACUAUAUAACAUCGUCUGCAGUGUUGUCUGUGAUCACGAUUCCACGAAGACAUUCAAUAAAUACUCAUCAACACCUACAAUAAUUUUCCUUAUGAGUGGAGUCGUAUGGGCCCGAUGGGAGGACUAGCAGAACCGAAAUUAAUUUACGUACCGCCGCAUCCUGGAGCGGAUAUUGAAGUCGAGACAAAUAUUAGAACUAAAAUUUCACAGAAGCCCAAUGGAUUAACCAACAUGCAAUUUCCAAUGGCACCACCAGAUUUACUGCGCCGUAUAAAUGAAGAACGACUGCGUACGACCUAUCAAUCUUCUUUUUGUAAUUCAAAUAAUUACUCAAUGGUAACUGACUACAGCAAUUGGGUGUAUAAUUACAACAACAAAGCGAGAUUAGCUAACAUGCAAAGACAAGAGUCGGAAGAAGUCGAGUGUCGACCACAGCCGAAGCCGCCUUACCUAGGCGGGCAUGAAAUCCCUGGAAGAAAACGCAACGAUUUGAGUCUAGCAGUUCCGGCGAAGAAAUUAAACGGCAGAAAGGUUUCCAGCCGACUUUCCCGCGCGUCUAGAGAGCAGAAGCAGAAAAGUGAUAGAUUAGACAGCUCGCAGAAGCCGAAAGUCGAUAAGAAACUCGAGGGUAGUAAAAAAAAAAAUGAAGAGAUGGAAACCGCAUCUAGUAAUCUUGAUGAUUCUUUGAAAAAUUCUGGGAAUAACUUGGAAGAAGAUUUUCAUAACAACAACAACAAAGAAGAUGAUAUUGAUGAAGCUUAUGGCACACGAGGCAAUUUUGAGCAGUCUGAUGAUGAUCAGAAAAAUAAAAAAGAAGGCAAUAGCGAGAGUAGUGACAGUUUUAACAGCGCUGAUAGUUGUGAAAGUAAAGGAAGGAAGAGAAAGGAUAAAAAUAAUGAUGAGACUUAUGUGUAUUUAAACUAUACAAACAGACGAAGGAAGUAUACGGUUGAUUUAAACAAUGAGCACUUUGAUGUUGAUUUUCUUCCUUGGCUAAGCGAAUAUCAAGACACGAUUGGUGAAACUGGAGACGAAAUUUUGAAGACAAAGUUACAUUAUUAUGGAAAAUUGCGGCUUUUGCCUGACUAUGUAGCCUAUAAGAAGAAACAGGCAGACAAAAAAAAGGACAAAGAUAAAAAAAAUGUUAAAUAA
Messenger RNA from Cotesia congregata, 1174 nucleotides. NCBI's taxonomy places the organism in Eukaryota, Metazoa, Arthropoda, Insecta, Hymenoptera, Braconidae. The record is from the annotation of a GenBank genome assembly.